Cornus florida is the source of this 2453-nucleotide messenger RNA. Its product is annotated as tubby-like F-box protein 3. The coding region runs from base 721 to 1938 and encodes 405 amino acids. The record is from RefSeq and is a predicted model, not a curated record. The transcript has 6 exons. NCBI's taxonomy places the organism in Eukaryota, Viridiplantae, Streptophyta, Magnoliopsida, Cornales, Cornaceae. Gene Ontology annotation, molecular function: protein binding.
ACCAAAUCAACUAAGACCAUUAAAAAGUGACCCCUCCCAACACUGAUUUCAGCUGGAACAGCAAGAAACACAGAUCACAACAAACCUAACCCUAAUGUCUGGAACUUAUCUCGUGUAUCUGAAGUUCUCAUAAUUAAGCUUUGAUCAACCCUAAUCUCAAAUUUUAAUCUUUUUAACCGUAACCCCAUUUGAUCUACAUUUCUCAGUCUUCAUAAAGUUGCUCAAGGAUGAUUGGGUAUCACUUGCAUUCACUUUUUUUAGUAUUUUUGUGAUGAUCUGAAGGGACGGAUCUGUAGAAGUUGUUGAUAUCUGUUGGUUCUGUUUGGGUAAUCGAAUUGACUGGUACAGUUUUUCGUUUUUCUGAAUUGAUGCAUGUGAUCUUCAGUUGGUAGAUUUGCGGUCUGGUCUUUUCUAUUUUCUUUCUUUGUUUGGUAAGUACUGGUUUUGUAUAUUUUCCAAAUUUAGCUGAAAGUUUUUGUUGAUUUUGACAUUUAUAGGAAAAUUUUGGGGAUGAUUGUCUCUAAGUUUCAUCAAAGAUUGCAUCUUUUAGCUCUGUAGUUUCUGGGUUUCCUUUGUUAGUGUUGUUAGCAUCUAUGUGUGGAUAACUAAUUAAUUUGAAGCUCAUUUGAUGUGGGUUUGAGGAAAAAUUGGAGGGCUAGGAUUAUUAUUAUAACAUUGCAAGUGUUCGUUGAUGUGUUGACAGACUAGGGGGGCACUUAGAUGUCACUUAAGAGUAUUAUUCAAGACAUGAGGGGGGAGCUUGGGAGCAUUUCUAGAAAAGGGUUUGAAGUAAAGUUUGGGUAUGGGUUGAGGUCAAGGUCGCACCGGGUGGUUCAGGAUAGUUCAGUGGUGGUUGAUGGUUUGCAGCAGAGUUGUUGGGCUAAUAUGCCUCCCGAGCUUUUGAGGGAUGUGUUAAUGAGGAUUGAAGCAUCUGAAAAUACUUGGCCUCCUCGGAAGAAUGUUGUUGCUUGUGCCUGUGUUUGUAGGAGUUGGAGAGAAAUCAUGAAGGAAAUUGUGAGAAGUCUUGAAAUCUCGGGCAAGCUGACGUUCCCGAUCUCCUUGAAGCAGCCUGGUCCAAGGGACUCCCUCAUUCAGUGUUAUAUAAAACGGAAUCGUAACACCCAAACAUAUCACCUCUAUCUCAGUUUAUAUCAAGCUUCACAUGAUGAUGGAAAAUUUCUUCUAGCUGCACGGAAGUGUAGGUAUGCAACAUGCACAGACUACAUUAUCUCAUUCAAUGCUGAGGAUGUGUCAAAGGGGAGCUGCACCUAUGUUGGGAAGUUAAGAUCAAACUUUCUGGGAACCAAGUUCACAAUACAUGAUGCACAGCCUCCAAAUGCAAGGGUCAAUAUCACUAAAUGUCAUUCCACCAGACUAGUGGGUUUGAAACAAGUCUCCCCUAAAGUUCCUGCUGGCAACUAUGCUGUAGCCCACAUUUCAUAUGAGUUGAAUGCCAUGGGUUCCAGGGGUCCAAGGAGGAUGCAGUGCAUCAUGGAUGCCAUCCCCGCUUCUGCUAUUGAACCAGGAGGAGUGGCACCCACGCAGACUGAAUUCCUUCCUAGCAACACAGAUUCUUUCCCGUCCCUUCCAUUUUUCAGAUCAAAGUCAACCUGCAUGGAGAAUUCCCAGCAUGGACAUUUGUUCACCCAGAAAGAUGGAAUGCUGGUGAUGAAGAACAAGGCCCCCAGGUGGCAUGAGCAACUAGAAUGCUGGUGUCUGAAUUUCAAUGGCCGGGUAACAGUUGCUUCAGUAAAGAACUUUCAGCUGGUUGCUUCUCUAGAGAAUGGAGUUGCUGGGCAAGAGCAUGAGAAUGUCAUUCUCCAAUUUGGAAAAGUUGGGAAGGAUUUAUUUACCAUGGAUUAUCAGUAUCCAAUCUCAGCAUUCCAGGCAUUUGCCAUCUGCCUCAGCAGUUUUGACACCAAGAUUGCUUGUGAAUGAUUGACAAACAGGGAAAACCUAGUGCACAAGGCUCCCGCUAGUGCGGGUUCUGGGGAGGGUCAAACGCCGUGUUUUGGACCUGUGACCUCCAGGUCACAAUAGAGCAACUUAACCGUUGUCCCAAGGCUUGCCCUCUCAUAUUGUUACCCUGGAUUCUAUUAUUUGCUUAUUAACUUCACCACAAGAGCAUAUUCUUUUAUGUGCCUGUUGGAUUUUCUUAGUUAUGCUCUUGCUAGAUUAAGGGAAAAUGUCUAAUUUUCUGCAACAUUUGUUAAUGAAUUCUUUACCAUGUGCAUUAUUAUUCAUUUGUAAAUUUCUGAUGCUACGUGCAUGUGAACUUUUGGAUAUAUCAUUUAUGAAAAAUAAAAUGAAUAUACUUGGAUGUCUCUUAUUUUAAAUGUAAACCUUCUCUAAAAUGUCGUCCGCACAGCUUUGUGCAUAUCAUUAAUGCCUGAAUUAGUUUGACAUAUUUUUUAAAAUUUCUUUCAUACUAUUAGUUUCCUCUCCCCCCCCCC